CCUACUGUUACCACUACUAUAAUAAAUUCUACCACAAAAUCCACUUCACCUAAACCUACUAUUAUAAGAACCACUGCAAGCAAUUCUAUAGAACCUACCAGCACGAUGACCUCCAAUAACACUUCAGUUGCAACUUCAGUAUCACCAGUCACCAUUUCAACUGAAGCCACAGCCACAACAACAGCAGGAAUUUCCACAGAGGCUACAACCAAAACAGCUGCCACUACCACUUCCACUGAAUACACAGCCACAAUAACAGUAAGCAAUGCAACUGAACAGUCCACUACAACAACUGCAGGUACUUCCACUGAGGCAACAACAACAAAAGCCACCACUGUCACCUCUGCUGAACCCACAACCAAAACAAUGACCAGCACUGAAUGUAAACAGUCUGCCACCACAACUGUAGACACUUCCACUGAGACUACAACCACAACAGCCAACAAUACCACCUCUUCUGAACCCAUAACCAGAACAACAGCCAGCACUGCAACUGAACAGUCUGCCACUACAACUUCAGGCACUUCCACUGAGACAACAACCACAACAGCCACCACCACAACCGCUACUGAAUCCACAGCCACAACAACAGCCAACACUGCAACUGAACUGAGUGCUACCACAACUGUAGGCACUUCCACUCAGACUACAACCACAACAGCCACCACUACCACCUCUACUGAAUGCACAACCACCACAACAGCCAGCACUACAACUGAACAGUCUGCCACAGCAACUGAAGGUACUUCCAAUGGAAUUACAGACAAAACAGACACCACUGCCACGUCUACUGAACCCACUAGUACAACAAUCAGCACGGUAACUGAACAGUCUGCCACCACAACUGUAGGCACUUCCACUGAGACAACAGCCACAACAGCCACCACUACCACUUAUACUGAACCCACAAUGACAACCACAAUAAGCACUGCAGCUAAAGAGUCUGCCACCACAACUGUAGCCACUGCUACUGAGACCAAAAACACAGUAGUCAUCACUGCCACCUCUACUGAACCCACAACCACAACAGCAACCAGCACUACAACUGAACAGCCUGCCAUCACGACUGCUGGCACUUCCACUGAGACUACAACAAUAACAGCAACCAAUACCAUUUCUACUGAACCCACAACCACAACAACAGCAAGCACUGCAACUGAACAGUCUGCCACCACAACUGCAGACAUUGCUACUGAGACUAGAACCAUAACAGCCACCACUGCAACCUCUACUGAACCCACAACCGCAACAACAGCCAGCACUGCAACUGAACAGUCUUCCACCACAACUGCUGGCACUUCCAUUGAGACUACAACCACAGCCACCACCUCUACCACCUCUACUGAAGCCACAACCAGAACAACAGCCAGCACUGCAACUGAACAGUCUGCUACCACAACUGCAGACACUUCCAUUGAGACUACAACCACAACAGCCACCACUGCCACCUCUACUGAAACCACAAGCAGAACAACAGCCAGCACUGCAACUGAACAGUCUGCCACCACAACUGUAGGCACUUCCACUGAGACUACAACCCCAUCAUCCACCACUGCCACCUCUACUGAACCCACAACCACAACAAAACCAGCACUGCAACUGAAUAGUCUGCCAUCACAACUCACUGUAACUGAACAGUCUGCCACCACUGCUACAGCCACAGCCACUGAGACUAUAACCACAACAGCCACCACUGCCACCUCUACUGAACCCGCAGCCACAACAACAGCCAGCACUGUAACUGAACAGUCUGCCACCACAACUGCUGGCACUUCCACUGAGGCUACAACUACAACAGCAACCACAACCACCUCUACUGAAUCCACAACCACCACAACAGCCAGCACUGCAACUGAACAGUCUGCCACAACAACUGAAGGUACUUCCACUGGAGUUACAACCACAACAGACACCACUGCCACAACAACUGGAGAUACUCCCACUGCAGUUACAACCACAACAGAUACCACCCGCACUACAACCUCCAGCACUGCAACUGAACUGUGUCCCACCACAACUGCAGGCACUUCCACUGAGGCUGUAACCACUACAGUCACCACGACCACCUCUACUGAACUCAUAACCACAACAGCAGCCAGCAUUACAACCGCAACAGCAGCCAGCACUUCAACUGAACAUUCUGCCACCAGAACUGCAGGCACUUCCACUGACAUUUCUACCACAAUAGCCACCACUGCCACCUCUUCCAAGUCCAGUAGUAGAGCAACACCUGGCACUUCAACUGAACAGUCUGUCACAAAAACUGCUGACCCUUCCACUGAGACUACAAUGACCACAGUCACCACUACCACCUCUACUGAACUAAGCGCUACAACACAGCCAGCACUGCAACUGAAUAGUCUGCCAUAACAAUUGCAGGCACUUUCUCUGAGGCUACAACCACAACAGCCACCACUACCACCUUUACUGAACACACAACCACAACAACAGUCAGCAACUGCAACUGAACAGUCUGCCACAACAACUGUAGGCACUUCCACUGAAGCUACAACCACCACAGCCACCACUGCCAUCUCUACUGAACCUAAAACCACAACAACAGCCAGCACUGAAACUGAACACUCUGGCACAACAACUGCAGGCACUUCCACUGAUACUGCUACCAUAAUUACCACCACUGCCACCUCUACUGAUCCUGGCAGUUCAACAGCCAGCAUUGAAACUUAACGGUUUACCACAAGUGCAGCAGUUUCUGCUGAGUCUUCAACCACAUCAGCCACCACCACUUCUUCCUCAGAAGUCACCACUUCAAUCCAACCAACCACCUAAUUGCUAGCACUUUUACUGAUGCUACCACCAUGGUGAGCACUACUACCUCCUCUACUUGAUCAACAACACCAAUGGCAGCCAGCACCUCCAUUGAAACAACUGCCACAAUAACAUCAGGUCCUUCCACUGUGGCUACAACUACAACAGCCACCACUCUCCCUUCU
Molecule: messenger RNA, 2954 nt
Organism: Chlorocebus sabaeus (green monkey)
Lineage: Eukaryota; Metazoa; Chordata; Mammalia; Primates; Cercopithecidae
Source: RefSeq, a predicted model, not a curated record